Molecule: messenger RNA, 9021 nt
Organism: Alexandromys fortis (reed vole)
Lineage: Eukaryota; Metazoa; Chordata; Mammalia; Rodentia; Cricetidae
Gene: Cnnm2
Product: cyclin and CBS domain divalent metal cation transport mediator 2
Exons: 10
Coding region: 1213-3840 (875 amino acids)
Biological process (GO): intracellular manganese ion homeostasis; magnesium ion homeostasis; transport
Cellular component (GO): plasma membrane; cytoplasm
Molecular function (GO): magnesium ion transmembrane transporter activity
Source: RefSeq, a predicted model, not a curated record
UUGAUAAGAAAAUCUUGGUUGUUCUGAGCUCCAGGCAAAAGGAGUUUGGGCAACAGGGAAAGAGAUGGGGUUAGUGUGACCCAGGAGAUUUCAAUUAGGAAUUUGAGAAUGUUUAAGCCCAUAAAACACUGGGGGGGAUUCUAAGGGCAGAUUCAUCUUUUUUUUUUUAAAUAUUUAUUUAUUUAUUAUGUAUACAACAUUCUGUCUGUGUGUAUGUCUGCAGGCCAGAAGAGGGCACCAAACCCCAUUACAGAUGGUUGUGAGCCGCCAUGUGGUUGCUGGGAAUUGAACUCAGGACCUUUGGAAGAUCAGGCAAUGCUCUUAACCUCUGAGCCAUCUCUCCAGCCCCAGAUUCAUCUUUUAAAAGAGAUCUCGAUGGGCGGUGGUGGCGCACACCUUUAAUCCCAACACUUGGGAGCAGAGUAACAAUGUCCAGAAAAUACCGAGAAGGAGGGCAAUGGGAAGAUCCUCAACAGAAGCCUGCAAGGCCUCCUGAGACAGUUCUGUGCACCCUAAGCCGUCUCCACUCGGCUCUGGUGCUCUCAGGGCAGGAGGGUUCAGCCCUUUCAGCACCGACGCGGAGCCCCGUGGAGCUCGCAAGGUCCUGCAGCGAGGACCCGCAGCCUUGCGCCUCGGGGCAGUGCUGCAGGGCUGCCAGGCCGUGCGCGGGGGAUCUACUACAGAGACCCCACAGGGAGCGCCGCACCCGCGGACCGCUCCUCUUCAUUGGACGCCUGGAGGAAGACCACGCCCCUUUCCCUACAGCGCUCCUUUUUGACUGGCUCUCGGGUCCGGGAUGGCCACGCCUCCUCCCCUCGCAUACACAAGAGUCACGCGCCUUUCAGUUGGAAACUUGGCAUGCUGAGGAGGACAGUGGCCCUCAUCUCCCCGCCCACCGCCCGUGCCAUUGGUGCGGCACGCCGACUGCGACCACGCCCCCAUUCCAGCCCCCUGGCUGGGAAGGCGGGCACCCGCUCUUGAUUGGCUGGCCGAUCUGCCAUUCGUGGGAGCGGCUAGCACACCCCUCCCUCCCUUCCCUCCUCCCGCGAGCCCGGGGGUUCCACAGCGGGCCCAGUCCGAGUCAGUGUCAUUCAGAGAGGCGGACUGCUGAGUGCUGGGCGCGGACGUGCGCUGCAGUCCUGCUCGGGCGCCGGUGCCUGCGCUCGCGCCGCCGGGUGGGAAGGAUGAAGCCUCAGCUGGAGCAGCCACCCUAUGAUUGGCUGUGGCGCUUGUGAACCCGAAGUAAAGAUGGCGGGCGGGCAGGCAGCCGCCGCACUGCCCGCUUGGAAGAUGGCGGCUCGCCGCAGCCUCAGUGCCCGCGGCCGGGGGGUCCUGCAGGCAGCUGCGGGCCGGCUGCUGCCGCUGCUCCUGCUGAGCUGCUGCUGUGGCGCGGGCGGCUGCACAGCGGCCGGCGAGAACGAAGAGACCGUGAUCAUCGGGCUGCGGCUGGAGGACACGAACGACGUGUCGUUCAUGGAAGGGGGUGCGCUGCGGGUGAGCGAGCGGACCCGGGUCAAGCUGCGGGUGUACGGGCAGAACAUCAACAACGAGACGUGGUCCCGCAUCGCCUUCACCGAGCACGAGCGGCGCCGGCACACACCCGGCGAGCGCGGGCUGGGGGGCCCCGCGCCGCCGGAGCCGGACAGCGGCCCCCAGCGCUGCGGCAUCCGCACCUCAGACAUCAUCAUCUUGCCCCACAUCAUUCUCAAUCGCCGCACAUCGGGCAUCAUCGAGAUCGAGAUCAAACCGCUGCGCAAGAUGGAGAAGAGCAAGUCUUAUUACCUGUGCACGUCUCUCUCCACGCCCGCACUGGGCGCCGGUGGCUCCGGGUCUGCGAGUGGCGCCGUCGGGGGCAAGGGUGGCGCGGGGGUGGCCGGACUCCCGCCUCCCCCAUGGGCCGAGACCACCUGGAUUUACCACGACGGUGAGGACACCAAGAUGAUCGUGGGCGAGGAGAAGAAGUUCCUGCUGCCCUUCUGGCUGCAAGUGAUCUUCAUCUCGCUGCUGCUGUGCCUGUCAGGCAUGUUCAGCGGCCUCAACCUGGGGCUCAUGGCUCUGGACCCGAUGGAGCUGCGCAUCGUGCAAAACUGCGGCACCGAGAAAGAGAAGAAUUACGCCAAGCGCAUCGAGCCGGUGCGCAGGCAGGGCAACUACCUGCUGUGCUCGCUGCUGCUGGGCAACGUGCUGGUCAACACCACGCUCACCAUCCUGCUCGACGACAUCGCGGGCUCAGGCCUUGUGGCGGUGGUGGUCUCCACCAUUGGCAUCGUCAUCUUCGGGGAAAUCGUGCCCCAAGCCAUUUGCUCCCGACACGGCCUGGCAGUAGGGGCCAACACCAUUUUUCUCACCAAGUUUUUCAUGAUGAUGACCUUCCCUGCUUCUUACCCGGUUAGCAAACUGCUGGACUGCGUCCUGGGCCAGGAGAUAGGCACUGUCUAUAACCGGGAAAAACUGCUGGAGAUGCUCCGGGUCACUGACCCCUAUAACGACCUCGUUAAAGAGGAACUGAACAUCAUCCAAGGGGCUCUGGAGCUCCGCACCAAGACGGUAGAGGACGUGAUGACUCCCCUCCGGGACUGUUUCAUGAUCACCGGCGAGGCUAUCUUGGACUUCAACACCAUGUCGGAAAUCAUGGAGAGUGGCUACACGCGAAUCCCAGUGUUCGAGGGAGAGCGUUCCAACAUCGUGGACCUGCUCUUUGUCAAAGACUUGGCCUUCGUGGACCCAGAUGACUGUACUCCCUUGAAAACCAUCACCAAAUUUUACAACCACCCCUUGCACUUCGUCUUCAAUGACACCAAGUUGGACGCUAUGCUGGAAGAAUUUAAGAAAGGUAAAUCUCACCUGGCCAUUGUGCAGCGAGUGAACAAUGAGGGUGAAGGGGACCCGUUUUAUGAAGUUCUGGGAAUUGUCACCUUGGAAGAUGUGAUUGAAGAAAUCAUCAAAUCUGAAAUCUUGGAUGAGACAGACCUGUACACUGACAACAGAACGAAAAAGAAAGUGGCCCACCGUGAAAGAAAGCAAGAUUUCUCUGCCUUUAAGCAGACGGACAGCGAGAUGAAGGUUAAAAUAUCACCGCAGCUUCUCCUGGCCAUGCACCGUUUCCUAGCAACAGAAGUAGAAGCGUUUAGCCCAUCCCAGAUGUCAGAGAAGAUCCUCCUAAGGCUGCUAAAGCACCCCAAUGUCAUCCAGGAGCUGAAGUAUGAUGAGAAGAACAAGAAAAGCCCCGAGUGCUACCUCUACCAGCGCAACAAACCUGUAGACUACUUCGUCCUUAUCCUGCAGGGGAAAGUGGAAGUAGAAGCUGGGAAAGAAGGUAUGAAGUUUGAAGCAAGUGCUUUUUCAUACUAUGGUGUAAUGGCCCUCACAGCCUCUCCAGUUCCUUUGUCCCUGUCCCGAACCUUUGCUGUCAGCAGGACAGAAGUGUUAGCAGCAGGCUCUCCAGGUGAAAAUAAGUCACCUCCUCGCCCCUGUGGCCUGAACCACUCAGACUCUCUCAGCCGAAGUGACCGGAUUGACGCCAUGACACCAACCUUGGGGAGCAGCAACAACCAGCUCAAUUCUUCAUUCCUCCAGGUCUACAUCCCUGAUUACUCAGUACGAGCCCUCUCUGACCUGCAGUUUGUCAAGAUCUCCAGACAGCAAUACCAAAAUGCCUUGAUGGCAUCCCGGAUGGACAAAACUCCUCAGUCUUCAGACAGUGAAAACACUAGAAUUGAAUUGACUCUUACGGAGCUGCAUGACGGGCUGCCGGACGAGACGGCCAACUUGCUCAACGAACAGAACUGUGUAUCGCACAACAAGACCAACCACAGCCUGCACAGUGACGGCGCCAUCUAGAGCCCCUCGGUCCCCUCGUCCGGCCUCCUGGCCUGUCUGACCAUGACUUCCACUAGUGUGAGCUUGUCUGCCAUGCUGCGUCCUACAGCAAUGAGACCAAAGACUUUGCCCCUUUCCCUGGAGGCCGCAGAGGACGGCAAGCUGCGGAGGACAGCAUGGGUGGGGAUGGAAACUAGACACGUGACAUCGACAGCUGGGGCAUGGCUUUCAAGAAUUCGGAGACAAACUUCUGCCCAGAUAGAAUCAUGUUUAUUUUUUCAGUACUUUUACCAUUUCCUCCCUUCCUCAAUGUGCAUGAAUUUAAAAAUUAUUUCGUUUAUUUUUUUUCAAGAGAUCAUGUUUUUUGUUUUUCAAGUGUCUUUUGCAGAGUUUUAAGUUGGUCUGUCUGAGCUAGCUCUGCUGUGAUCCCAUGAUGUGACCCUAACAGGAUGGACUUGCCCCUUGAGUGGCCUUCCUUGGCCGUCCCGGGAAGGCUAUCUUUCCUCUGUGUGCCGGUGGGUGUCGCUGUCGAACUUGAUGGAUGAAUGAAGAAGACCAUGUCACUGAGGAACGUGCCAAGUCUGUCGUCACUGUGGGUGUUGGCAGAAGCUGCAGACACCCCUGUGCAUAUAGUAUUUCGAAAAUAUGUUCAAUUGUGUCCCUUUCCCUUAGGAAGGGCUAACGUUUGCUUGGGAAUGUGAUUUUGCUCCCACCUUAAGGAAUUUUUAUCACCAAAAUGAAUGUUAAUGAAUUUUAAACCCAUGGUUUAUCAUUGGCAAGAGGCAAGUUGACUUCAUCCACAGUCCUGUAACCUGGGGUGGUCUGGGGCAUCAGCUGAGCCACCCCCCACCCUCUCGGCCCUCACUCUUGCUAAUCCAAGCCGCUGCUACAGGUGCCAAAUGGAAACUUUCCAUGGGGCUUGAACAUGUGGCGUGGCAGCUACAUUAGUUGCCUCUUUCCCAUGGGGAUCUAUGUGUUAUCGGAAUGAGGCGGGGGUGGGGUGGGUGUGUACUGUUUUUAAUAGAAGGACAAGGGAUUACCUGUCUCACCCCUUCUUCCAUAGAGCCAAGUGCCCCCUCCAUCUUGUCCCUGGACUGUAGGGCCCAGAAGUGGCAGUGGUCCAGCAAAGAUGCCUCUUGCUUCAGAGGUGGUCAAUGCCAGAGAGGCUGUCAUACAGCCAGAGUCAGUUGGACCCCAAACAGAUCCAGAAACCAAAUGUGUGUUGUGAGCGUUUCAUGUAUGUCCCUGUCUUAUUUUAAUACCAAAUUUACCAUGUGUUGUGAAAUUCCCGCCAGCGGGUACUGUUUGGGUGACUGAUUCCUUAACUAGUUUGUUUGUUUUAAGUGGUUACCUGUGUUUGCUGGCGAUACUCAUACACUGAAAUGACCUCCUGACCGUAAUGUUCAAUAGGAUUCUCACUACCCAGGUCACAGCUGGAGAAGAGAGCCUUCCUGUGCCCAGGUUUCCUACCCAAGGAACCCUAAAGCUCACCAUCAGCCUCCUCCCUCAGGUAGGAGGUCUGCUAACCCCACGCUGGGCUCUGGGAGGGUAAUGUGUUGGGUUAAUCUCCUUGUAAAUAGUUGGUGAGUCUAGAAAACGUGUGUGUGCGCGCGCGCGUGCGUAUGUACUGGGAAUGGCACCCAUGGCCUUGGGCGUGCUUGGCAAGUACUCCUGACAGCUACACCUGGGUCCGGGCCUCUGGUGCCAUGUCCACUGACAGUGUUACCCCUGGGUAGAGGUAGUAGUGGUCCUGAAGUGUUCUCAAAGGGUGCCGUGCCUGACAGAGAAGGGCUAGCUUCACUUGGUGGAGGGUCAUUGGAGUGACCUCCAAAGGAUCUGAGUGAUACCUAACCUGCCACUUUGGGCAAGGGUUCCUACCAUAUGGAACCCCAUACUAUGGCACCCCCCUUUUCAAACACAUCCAAGUGAAAAAAAAUCCAUUUACUAAGGACCAUAAUGUGCACAGAUGCAAACUCUCUCAGUUUGGCCAGGAUCAGGGCCCUUCCCUGAGGCCUGGGGAGCCAGGAGCCCAGCACACCUGCCUCAGACAAGCCUUGCUGCUGGAGGGGCCUCUGCGAGAGAAGCAUGCUUGGUCCCUUUUCAGAGCGGCACUGUUUGUGGACCCUAGAGACGUGGGAGUCUAGGGAGCUGAGAGAGCGUAGUCACCACCUAGUGUGGCAGCUAACUGUAGAGUUCUCUUAGGAGCUGGGGAGCGUGGUUCUCAGAGACCGAGAUUGUAGCCACCAGCUUUGUGUUCACUUCUCAUUAAUGAUCUCAUUACCUUGGAGUAGUUACUCAGUUCUCAUGACCAGGAAUUCAGAAUAGUUCCUCCCUGGUUCCCGGGUGCACAAGGUAAACUGGCUGUAGUUUCCGCUGCUCUGCGGAGAGUUCCCGACCUUCAAACGGCUUGUGCUGAGUGAUCAAUUCUUCAGGUCCCCUCUGGGGCAGCAAAACUGUCUCGGCUAGGAUGGGCAUAUGCAUACCAUCUGUGGCUGACCCCACGGCUUCCCAUCAAGACAGAUGGGCACGUAAUGGAUUGGCCAUGUACAGGGUUCCUUCCUUGUAGCUCUAGCUGUAGUCCCCCAGGCUGCUGUGUGUGCAAACGUGGAGGUAAGGCAGGCAGGCAGGCCAGACUCGGGUUGCUAUGGGCCUACCCCCUGCUCCAUGAUGGUAUCUGGAGCCACCGCUGCCAGCCAGAGGACAGGGCAGCCUGUGUCAGAUGUGGCCAGGAUGGCCAGUUUAAGUGAGGGUCCUUCACUCUGCUGCCCUCUGUCAGGCAAGUCCAGACCCUGGUAAUUAAACUCUUGAGAAAACAGAAUCCUGAAAUUUAUACAUGAGUAUUGGGGUGCUAGUCAACUAGAUUAAACUGGUUCUUAAUUUGAAGGUGCCUCGUCUUUCAUACUCUGUAUGGGCGUGACUGACCUCACGUGAAGGGAGCUGAGCCUCACACCACUUUCUCAUGUCAGCCCAAGAAACGUGUGCAGCGUUCAGUGCAGAACUUCACACUGAUAGGAACACUAACUGUGAAGUCUCCUUGCCAUCCCCAGCUGUACGGAUAAGGACUAGCUUUUCCAAGUCUAGGAAAACAUGGCAGGUCCAAACGCAUUUCCCUUAAGAAAUGGAGCAACAGGAUUUUAAGUUAAGCAGGGACCGUGAACUUCUGCCCUCAAGUUAUUUGGGUUAAGGAGCAAACCAAGUAGGUGCUGAGUGACUGAGCCUGUGUCCUGGCUAGUUACAAACUCAUGCAAGCACCUCUGUCCUCCUCUGAAGGCUACGAGGGAUCUGUGCCGUCACCGUGCCUGGACCCAGGGGAUGUCAUCUCCCAAGGGUGAACCCAGGCAGGUUAACUGGUACAGCGCACACACCUUGUUCCCGUGAGGGCUGACGACUUACAACUCCCUAGUGGCCUGGCAAAACUCCCCUCCUUGCUGCCCGAGAUGUGCUUUUCCUGUGAGGGGCUGAUGGCUGUUUUAGGCAUGAGGUACCAGUGUGUCCUUUCUUACGGGAGAAUCAGGCUCCUUCCUAGGCUGUUUGCUUCCAUUCUGGGCCUAGGAUUGUGGUGCUUCUGUGCAGUACUACUGGGUAAGUUGUAGGCUAGCCCAGAAUUGGGAGGAAUUUAGAGACGUAUAGGGAAGUGACUGGGGGGCAGGGGAUGUGGAAGUUUUUCCAUACAGAUUUAUCAAUGAGCAACCUACUUAGUGGGUUUUUAUACCUCAGGGCCAUUUACUUGUGUCUGAGUGGCUGAUGGGGAAGAUGAACUCACUGAGGUUCACUUGCUUCCACCUGAGGGAUGAGUAGUGCUUCAAGGCUGAGCCUGCGUCAGCUGGUUCCUCUUCCUGGAAUCAAUGCUAACUUCCUGGCUUUCCUUCUGGGGAGUCCUGUUGCCCACCAGUCAGGAAGGGGCAGUCUUUCACAGCAGCUAGUGAGCAGCAGGGCAUCUGUUUCUUGGUUCCCUGUGGCUGACAUACCAGAGCCAUUGGGGCAUCUCAACUGCGACUGUUUUAAAUGCCUUCUGAUGGGGACUGCCAGGCGGUACUUGAAGCAUUAUCAAAAUGGCAGUAGAGUCAGGUUCCAGGUGUUCGUGUGCACACAGCUGCGGGUCAACAGACAGGGUGACUGGGUGCUGUCUGGCCUCCCUUGGAAAGCCCUUCUGAUGCUGCACAUCUGAUCCACGUGUAUUUACUUAGGGGGCUGGAUUCUUGCAGAAUCGCUCUACAGAAAACUAUCAAAGGGACCUAGUAGACCUGAGUGCCUGCUCCUCUUGGAGGCUCAGGUUUCUUCCAUACAAACAGCUGGGCCCCUAGAACAGAGGGAAGUGGGGAAGAGUGAUCUCUAGACGGCCCUGCCUAGCUUCCGAUUCACCACCACCCAUGCCUGGUCUACUGUGAACAGUCUAUCAAUCCAUUGACUUUUCUUAUUUUUGCAGUCCUUUAAAUCCACAAAUGUAUAUGCUUUGUUUUAUAUUAUUUAUUAUGUACAUACAUCUCUACUGUUAGUGUACCAUCUGUGAUUAAGACACUGUUUUGAAGCCCCUCAUCCAUGGAGCCCAGGGUUCUGUUGUCCCUUAUUGGGUGAGAGGGUGGUGAUUUUUUUUUUUUUAAGGAAAAAAAGACUGCACUGCUGCUCUUCCUCCGGCUUCUCUCAUUGCCCUACCCCAACCCACUCCUGAUGGCCAGUAUCUGGGAGGUAGGUGGGGGCAGAGCUUCUCACGUCUUCACGAGUUACUGCGGAUUUGUUUCUUCCCUGUGUGGUGGUAGGUGUGGCUCCUUCCUCAUCACUCCCAAGCCAGAUCGGUUUCCUAGGAUUGCAGAACCUGUCUGGAUCAUGGAAGCUGCCGGCGCUUUUAGGUUCAGAGCAUGUCUCUUCCUGGUACCAUGGCCCAGCUACCAACAUCCCCUUGGGCCUACAGCCAGCUCCGCUUUGUCUGAUGACCCCACCCUCCUUAGCUGUACCCACGGCUUCACGGUAUACAUUUCAUGCUUCUGAGCAGUGGCAUCAAUGGAAAGCUAAACAAGCGCAGGUCAGGUGCACGGGCUUCACAAGCUGACUGUCAUGAUGGACGCGUUUAUAAUUAAUUCCAAUGUUGUAGAUUUACAAUACCUAUUUAUUUUGUACCAAUUUAUUUGUAAAUCUUGUGAUUGUUUUUAAAGGUUUUGUUUAUUUCUAUUCUAUUUAGAUAAAUGGUUUUCUGUUCACCUCCAG